UGUUGAUUGUUUGUUGAUGGAGUUCGUAGGUUUUGUGGUACUGAUGGUGUUUCUCGCUCUCGUCGGCGGGUACAUCGUGACCUCGCUGCUUCUCUUGAGGUUCCCGAACCUCAUUCACAAGAAAAAGAAACUUAAAUUCAGAUGUCGACACAUAAGUCACCGAGGAGGUGCGGGGGAGAACCUAGAGAACACAAUGGCAGCGUUCCAGCAUGCGAUGUCACGGAACACAGAGAUGCUGGAACUCGACUGUCAUGUGACACGAGAUGGUCAGGUGGUCGUGUCACAUGACGAGUCCCUGGAACGAGCAUGUGGAUACAGUGGCAAGAUCUCUAGCAUGGAUUAUAAGGAUCUCCCUCCUCUGAAACCCUGUUUGAAUGUGGACUUCAGCUCUGGUCACGAGAUCCAGGGAGGAGAAGAUCGUCAGAUUCCACUACUGAAGGACGUGUUCGACGCCUUCCCUAACUUGGUCAUCAACAUCGACAUCAAAGUAGACGAUGAUGAGCUCAUCACUAAGGUGUCGGAGCUGGUGCGGGACUAUAAGAGGGAGUCGAUCACUGGCUGGGGCAACAGUGACAAGGUGGAGUCCAAGCUACACAAACAGAAUCCAGAGAUCCCGCUGAUUUUCUCCAUGAGGAGGGUCGUCCUGCUUCUCUUCUAUUUCUACUCGGGGUUACUUCCCUUUAUUCCACUGAAGGAAUCUCUGCUGGAGGUCAUCAUGCCAAGCAUUCUCUUGGAUGAAGCCAAGACACCGAUAAAACUUUCCAAAAAACAGAGGUUUGCCAUCCGAGUUGUUGAAGCGCUGAUGAUGAGACCAGUGCUGUUUAAACACCUGGAGAGACGAGGUAUACAGACAUAUCUCUGGGUACUGAACACAGAGGAGGAGUUUGAGCGAGCAUUUAAACUUGGUGUGCAUGGCGUCAUGACCGACUUCCCUACAAAGUUGGCGGACUUCCUGGAUGCCCACCCGCAGUACCGGCAAUAGACUCUCUUUGACCAUCCUCCUUAAACCUGAACAAUGUCAUCGACCUCUCGGCGACGUGCAGUCAGUGUGCUUUUCUGGAAUUAUGAUGAUGUAUUUCUGCUACUGGGUCAGCAUUACCAUUGACCAACGCUUCAGAAGUUUGGAGUCGGAGAAAACAUUAUUUCUUUACAAUUUCUAAGAAUACAAAAAUUCAGAAAUAGAAUGUGUGGUAAGGGAGGUAACUCUUUGACCAAACAUGUACUGAAAGCUCAGUGCGGCAUGAUUUCUAAUGUUUCAUAAAUCUUCAUAUGUUGUGACAAAACUGCUUUGCUAUUUUUUAAUUUGAUUUCCAAUCAGAAAAUUGUUUAAAUAUGUUGUUACUUAAGAAAACGUGUUUGGUCCAUGUGUAAGGUUGUAAUAUAUAUUGUCUUAAUAGCCUUACUAAGUCAUGGUGAAAUGCUUUAAGUAAGAACCAGUCAUGUUCAAGUUAAUUGAAAUCAUAUCGGGGACACAGUCACAUGACUUUUCCCAUUGACUGAAUAAUCAGUUACCGAGGUUACAAUCUUUCAUUAAUGCUUAACAUGUUGAAUUGCCAAUAUAAAGCUGAAUUAUGCCACUGACAGCUGUUGAAAUGUGCCUAUGGGUUGAUGAGUUACCAUGGUUACAGGCUAAGUUGAUGAGUUACCAUGGUUACAGGCUAAGUUGAUCAGUUACCAUGGUUACAGGCUAAGAUAUUUGCCUACUCAAAGGGCACCUAGGCUCUUCCAUUUAUGUUUUCUUUCAAGCAUAAGGCUAGCUUAAAGUCCGCAAUAUCAGACCCACUAAUGAGAAGCUAAAUGUACGACCCUGUCUUUGAUAGCAUUAUUAUUGGUAUGUUUGUUUCACUUAUGUUUCAAGAUCAAUAUUUUUUUAAAGAGAAUUAGCAUCAAAUCAACUUUGAAUAUUUUUGACAUAUAUAUUUGGGUCCUGCAUGUUUUGUAUUGGACAUGGAAUCUGUAAACACAAGAAAACAUUGAUGGUCUUGCUUUUGGAGAUGAUUAUAUCUCAACUAUUGUGAAGAAAGUAGCACCUGGUCAGAUGAUUAUAUCUCAACUAUUGUGAAGAAAGUAGCACCUCGUCAGGUGUGCUUGUAUGGCCUCGUGGUUGUUUGGGCAUCCUUGUUGUGGUGUAUGUGUGGGUGUGUGCGAGUGUUCGCGUGUAUGUGUGUGUGCGCACUGAUGCAUAUGUGUAUGUUUACGUGCAUGUGAGUGCGUGCAAGCGUGUGUGCAUGCCUGUGUUUGUACUUGCUUAUGUCUGCGUCUGUUUGCGUGUGAAGAUAUGUUUGUCGUUUUGGAGAAUCCUAUUGGGUGUUCCAGACCAGAUUCUGCUCACUGGUCACAAGUGUGACAGUCAUGAUAGUGACUGUAAAGUAAUAUAUUUUUUGUGCCAUAUUGUCAGGGUAUUCAUCUAUUAUGUGUCCGUGUUGGAGGGGAAUAUUAGUAGACAGUGUUGUCUUAAACUAUUUUAUUCACUGAUCUUGUAUUUAAUGAUUUCACAUAUCAGUUUUAUACAAAAUUAUUUCUGGUUAACCUUAGUAUUUAACUGUCAGAUAUAACACGUAACAGGAGUGUUUCUGUCUAUCUCGGUGUAUCAGCGUUAUGUCGGGAAACACAAAGUGAUGCAAAUGUUGGUGAUGCAGACAUUUACCCCAAACCCACAGACACAAGCAGGGUGCAGACAAAGCUAGAAACAUGGCCCAGGUUGGGUAACUUGGCUACCUACGUCUGUCAGUUGUUACGUGUGUGAGGACUGACCUAUCUAGGAUGCCCCACCUUACAUUGCACCGAAGGAGACAGUGUCUACUGUAGGAUGGACAUCCCACAAGUAAAGCCAGCAGCUGGUGCUGAAACACCCAGGUUUACAAUCACAGAGGGCAGCAUGAUAAUACUGGAAUAUUGCUCAAAGCGGCAUAAAACCCAACUCACUCACUCACUCACAGAAGGCAGUACAGGGGGUCAUACAUGGCAGCAGCCAUAAAGGGAGGUAACUGCAAGUUCAUAUCUGCCAUGGUUACUGCCACACUGUGAUCAUUCUGGAGCUUGCUACUGCCACCCAACUCUAUGUUAUCGCUCACAGUAAGGUCACACUAUGAUGUGUGAUGUGAGAAUGGAAGUCAACAUUUGGCAUAAGGUGUACUGGUUCAUUUAUGGUGGGAACAUCCUAACAUUGUCAAAGUUGUGUCAGUGGCAGAAACGGGGAGAGAAAUUAAACACAAGUAUACUGUCA
Messenger RNA from Haliotis rubra (blacklip abalone), 3226 nucleotides. RefSeq names its product lysophospholipase D GDPD1-like. The record is from RefSeq and is a predicted model, not a curated record. Lineage: Eukaryota; Metazoa; Mollusca; Gastropoda; Lepetellida; Haliotidae. Gene Ontology annotation, cellular component: endoplasmic reticulum membrane. Gene Ontology annotation, biological process: glycerophospholipid catabolic process. Gene Ontology annotation, molecular function: phosphoric diester hydrolase activity; phosphatidylcholine lysophospholipase A1 activity.